CUGAAAAAAGAAAAGAAAAAGAAAAAGGUGUGUAUUCGUAGUUUUGUGGUUAAGGAGGGGAGCAUGCACCAAUCUCUCACCCCCAUCACUGUCAUCGUCGUUCGUUCCCAAUUGGUUCUUCUGCAGCUCUACUCUUCCGCUUCCUCCGCACUCUUCCUCAGGUCGAAAUUUUUGUCAAAAUUUUCUGGCGACAUAGCAAAAUGGGGAGGCUUUUCGUGAUCACAUUGGAUGGGAACUUCUACUGCUGCAAAUUCUGUAACACGCACCUCGCUCUCGUCGACGACAUCAUGUCCAAGUCUUUCCACUGCAGGCAUGGAAGGGCUUAUCUCUUUGACAGAGUGGUGAACAUAACAAUGGGCGACAGCGAGGAGAGAAUGAUGAUAACAGGAAUGCACACAGUAGCAGACAUAUUCUGUGUUGGGUGUGGCUCGAUUGUGGGGUGGAAAUAUGAGGCUGCUCAUGAGAAGAGCCAAAAGUACAAGGAAGGAAAAUUCAUACUCGAAAGGUUUAAGGUGCUGGGCCCGGAAGAAGGCAAUUACGCUGGGGAGGAAGCUCCAGCAGCUGGGAGCGAUACUGAUGAGGCUUAGUCGACUUUCAGUUUCGAAUUUUAACUAAUUCGCAACUGUACAUUCUCUCUCUCUCUCUCUCUCUUUUGGUGUGCCAAAGUCAUUUUCAAGGAGGCAGUGAUAGUUGUGAAUAAGAGAGGGCCGUAUCUUUUGCAUUAGGGAUCUUAUUUAAUCAUUGUACAGAGCGGCAUUUUGGGAAAUAAAGGGUUCAUUUGACCUACUACCCAUUUUGUGUUUAUAGUAGUGAGUCACAGGGGGGGUUCCAUGCCUGUCAUCUCUGAUGAUCAGAUGGAUCUCAGUAAAGGCCGAUAGUUGUGGUUCCCGAGCUUCGUAUGUUGGUUGAAUAACCAUAUCAGGAUCGUUACUUACGUAGACAGGUUCAGGACGAUCCGAUUGAUGGGAGAAAAAGCUCGAUCUUUAAAAGCUUCAUCCUAAUCAUGACCGAGAGAUGUUAUGUUUCUGUUAUGACCUAAAUCAAUUGUAAGGUAUGAAAUUUGUCCCCA
Punica granatum (pomegranate) is the source of this 1069-nucleotide messenger RNA. Lineage: Eukaryota; Viridiplantae; Streptophyta; Magnoliopsida; Myrtales; Lythraceae. The record is from RefSeq and is a predicted model, not a curated record.